This is a messenger RNA of Adineta ricciae, 1536 nucleotides long. Lineage: Eukaryota; Metazoa; Rotifera; Eurotatoria; Adinetida; Adinetidae. The record is from the annotation of a GenBank genome assembly.
AUGAGUUUUUUCUUGGUUUUAUCUAUAAUCCUUGGCAUUAUUCUCUUCAUUGUAUGUAUUCUUUAUUGGAAAUUAGUUCGCCAACAAAAAUAUCUCUACUAUCAAUUUUAUCGACAAAAUGUACCUUGCGAACCAUUUAUACCUUUGUUCGGACAAUUGUCUGACAUCCGUCGUGCGAAUAAAAAUGAUCGUUCGAUGGAUUACCGAUUAGAACUCGUUGAAAAGCACGGUUACACUUAUGUUAUAAGUUUUGGCCCAUCAAUAAUUUUAAUUGUGAUGGAACCAGACAUGCUAGCAGAUGUUUUCGGUCGAUCCCAUGCUCAAGAUUAUAAAAAAUCAUCGGAUAGUGUCGACUUUUUGAAGCCAUUAAUCGGUGUACAUAACCUGUUGCUCAGUGAUGGGGCUGAGCACGAACGGGCGCGAAAAAUGCUCAAUCCGGCGUUUCAUUUUGUCAAAUUACAGUCGAUGUUUCCCAUAAUCGUUGAACAAACAAAUAAAGCGAUCGAUGCACUCCUUCAAUUGUCGACAACGCGACCGGUAAUCGAUUUUCAAGCAGAAUUUAAUGAUAUAACGCUAACAAUCAUCGCAUCGAGUGCAUUUGGCAAAGAUUUUGAGACGAUGACAGAUUCAAAACGCAUCGUUCGACAAGCAUUUGUCGAAUUAUUGAAUGUAAUAGGAUAUCGAACAUUGCGUAUGAUUGAUGACAUACCUAUCAUUUCACAACUACCGUUUUGGGGCAAAAAGAUUAUGGAUAAGAGUUCGAAAGAUAUAUCUGAUUUUGUUGAUCGUAUUAUAGUCGAUCGCCGUCAGAAUCGCUCGCAAAGUCUGUCAUCCUACGAUGAUAUUCUCGAUCUUCUGCUUUCUGCUGUAGAUGCAGAAGGAAGUCCAUUUAGUCCUCAGGAAAUUAAAGAUCAAGCGUUGACGUUUGUUCUUGCUGGUCAUGAAACAACAUCAAACUUAAUGACAUGGAUUUUCUAUGUAUUAAUGACCAAUGAACAACUGUUACAGACUUGUCGAGAAGAAGUUGAUCAAGUGCUACCGAGCGGCACGACACCUACCUUUGAGGAUAUGGGUAAAUUAAUCGUCUGCGAAGCAAUUAUACAAGAAGCGCUUCGUCUCUAUCCGCCAGCAACUUUUAUUACACGAGAAUGUAUUCGCGAACAUUCGAUUGGAAGUGAAGGUCAGCGACAAAUACGUAUUCCUGUCGGAGCAGUUGUCUCUGUCAAUACUUAUAUUCUCCAUCGACGAGAAGAGUUUUGGCCUCGCCCGAACGAAUUCGAUUAUACUCGCUGGCUUCGGGAUCCGACUACUGAUCUGAAACCGAAACUAACACAUCCUUUUUGUUAUUUGCCAUUUGGCGCCGGAUCACGCAACUGUAUUGGCCAAAACUUUGCACUGAUCGAAGCGAAAGUGAUUCUAUCAAUGAUAUUACAGCGAUGCAAUUUUCAAUUAGAGCCAGGCCAAAAAAUAGUACCUGACAUUCGAUUGACUAUGAAACCUAAAUACGGUUUGCGUGCUAAACUGACUAAACGCUAA